UAUUUCAUUCACAAUUUCAUAAAAAGAGAAACAAAAACGAAUUGGAGAGAGAAGAAAUAGUAAAUAGUGCGAAAUGUCUACUGUAAUCCUAAAGUGCCGAAUUUGCUUGGGUGACUCCGAAGAAAAUGCUAUGCUCCCACUUUUCGAAGAAGUGCCGGAUGAGGAUGAGUUUUCUAAAAUAAGUAUCUCUGAGCAAAUUGAAUGCUGCUGUGGUAUUAAGCUGCGUAAAUCUGAUGAAAUGCCCUCAAUGGUCUGUGAUUCCUGCUCCGAAUAUCUGCGAAUGUGGCUUCGUUUCCGUCAAAUGUGUCUAAAUUCUGAAAUUUAUUGGGAAGGCUCCGCUGGUUCGGGUGCCUCUAAUUUAGGGGAAGAACUAGAAUUUCCAGUCGAUCAAUUUAUAGUGGAGGUGGAUAACGAAAUGGAAUUGGAUAAUUACAAUUGUGUGGACGAGCCAGCUGACCAAUUAGUAUCCAUUGAAAACGAGAGUGAUCUAAAUGCCCCACAAAGUUUAGUUGGGGAGCCAAAUGUGGAAAAAUCUCCAUCUCAGGAUGACAUAUAUUUUGAGGACGAAGAAUUCGAUGAACCUUUGUCAUCGCCUGUUCCCUCUCCCGAGCCCAAACAGAAUCCUGGUCGUCAACGCAAGCCUGAUCCUGAAUUGAAAUCUAAGCGUCAUCAGACCAAAGGUGAAAAUCAACAGGAACUAAAACUCGAGGACGAUGCACCAUUAAAAUAUGAGUGCAAUAUCUGUGGUAAUUUGUAUCAGACAAAAUCUACCUUUUUGGCCCAUAAGACGACAGCGCAUACGGAUUUUAAGCCUCAUCAGUGCGAAUUAUGCGACAAGUCAUUCCGCCAAAUGGGAGAACUGCGUGCUCAUAUACGUCGCCAUACGGGAGAACGCCCAUUUAAAUGCUUAUAUUGUGAUCGAAGCUUCUCCGAUAGGAGUGAGAAGUUGAGACAUGAGCGGGUCCAUACGAAUACGCGUCCAUAUAAAUGUGCAGUAUGCGAAAAGACAUUCACCCAUUCAACGAUCUUGAAAAAUCAUAGUCUCGUUCAUUCUGGGAAAAAAAAUUACAAUUGCGACAUUUGCUCCAAGUCCUUUACUUUGCUGCAUCAGCUAAAAGCGCAUCUCCAAACGCUGACACACAGAAACAAGGCAGCCCAACAAUCUUCCCAAACCGCAAUAAACUGAAUUAAACAACA
Molecule: messenger RNA, 1197 nt
Organism: Drosophila willistoni
Lineage: Eukaryota; Metazoa; Arthropoda; Insecta; Diptera; Drosophilidae
Product: transcription factor Ouib
Exons: 4
Coding region: 74-1186 (370 amino acids)
Biological process (GO): regulation of transcription by RNA polymerase II
Cellular component (GO): nucleus
Molecular function (GO): DNA-binding transcription factor activity, RNA polymerase II-specific; zinc ion binding; RNA polymerase II cis-regulatory region sequence-specific DNA binding
Source: RefSeq, a predicted model, not a curated record